This is a messenger RNA of Silurus meridionalis, 876 nucleotides long. It is a transcript of the gene c1d, whose product is annotated as C1D nuclear receptor corepressor. NCBI's taxonomy places the organism in Eukaryota, Metazoa, Chordata, Actinopteri, Siluriformes, Siluridae. The record is from RefSeq and is a predicted model, not a curated record. The transcript is spliced from 5 exons. The coding region runs from base 122 to 553 and encodes 143 amino acids. Gene Ontology annotation, molecular function: DNA binding; RNA binding. Gene Ontology annotation, cellular component: nucleolus; exosome (RNase complex). Gene Ontology annotation, biological process: maturation of 5.8S rRNA; regulation of gene expression.
CUUUAUUCUGAAAUGUAGCAUGACGCAAGCGGAAACAGAUGCGUGCUGCUUUUUAUUCAGCGUCCUGCUUCCUUCUGCUUGUAAUAUUCCUCCAGUCUUCCUACAGUAGAAGAUUAUACCUAUGGCUGAUAAAGGCUCUCUGGAGGAUUGUCCUACUGAAAUUACAGAAUAUCUGACUGGUUUUGUAUCUUCUGUGAGCUCAGUCCAGGAUGUGAUCCAAACACUUAUGUCUGUGUCGAAAGGUGACCAUCUAAAGCUUGGAGCCCUGGAGCAAGCCAAACUGGACUUGAUGUCAGCAUAUGCCCUCAACUCCCUGUUCUGGAUGUAUUUGGUAACUCAAGGAGUGAAUCCGAAAGAUCAUGGAAUCAAACAAGAACUGGAGAGAAUUCGAACCUAUAUGAACAGGAUAAAAGAGAUUACAGAUAAGAAAAAAGCGUCUCGUCUGGACAAAGGUGCAGCAUCUCGGUUUGUCAGGAACGCACUGUGGGUUGGUGAGGACGGUAAAACCAGAGAGAGUAUGGAUAAGCACAGCAAGCCAAAUGAUGGAAACUAAGUUAAGAAUCAAGUAAAACUGCUGGGACUAUAUUACACAUGCACACAAUGUCUUUAUACUUGAUUAUUGUUUGUUUGUAAAAAAAAUUGCAAUCAGAUAAUACCAAACACAUUUUUAGGAUAGGAUUGAGAAGUAGAUACUUGCAGGUAGCCUCAAUGAAGGUGUGAUGUUUAGUAGAAGGGAUUAGUAUACAUAUUUGAGAAUGUGCUGCUUUUAAGUUCUUUGUGUUGAGAAUUUGGAUACAAAGAAAAAAUUCAAACUGUCUUGUUCCCCUCAUGUUUUCAAUAUUUAUAUUAAACAGUUUCAUUGUGGAUGUGAAAACA